Messenger RNA from Aphanomyces invadans, 798 nucleotides. RefSeq lists its product as hypothetical. NCBI's taxonomy places the organism in Eukaryota, Oomycota, Saprolegniomycetes, Saprolegniales, Verrucalvaceae. The record is from RefSeq and is a predicted model, not a curated record. Gene Ontology annotation, cellular component: mitochondrial matrix. Gene Ontology annotation, biological process: fatty acid metabolic process; DNA damage response. The transcript is spliced from 3 exons. The coding region runs from base 15 to 587 and encodes 190 amino acids.
UUCCCGGGUCGUCCAUGGUGCCGCUGCGGAUGAUGCGGCGCCGAGGCGUCACCCAUGCUAUCAAGACAUGCGUCGCUAGAGCGUUCUCGACUUCAUAUUCGUGGCAAGACUCGCACUUAGUCGAUCGAUCCAUGUGCCACGAUGAAGCAUUGUGUGGGAACGAUCUCCAAGUGAUGGAAGAUGUCUUAUCCGAGCAUGAGGAGCGAGUACUGGCAGACGAAGCUGCCGCACUAUUACGGCGAAGACGAUACGAGGUAAAUCACUGGGACCAAGUGAUCAUCAACUUCAAGGAGAUGGAGACGAUCAAAUGGAGCCAAGAGGCUGCCGACAUUCUUGCGCGCGUGCGUAAAUUGCCAAUCUUGCCUCAAGACCUGGAGUACUUUCCUGCUGUCCACGUCAUUGACUUGGCAGCUGAAGGCUACAUCAAACCUCAUGUCGACUCGAUCAAGUUUUCCGGCCAAGUCGUAGCUGGUCUCAACUUACUCUCUCCCGCUGUCAUGCGCUUUCAAGAGGAGCAUGGCGACUCGCGGCUCGACCUGUUCUUGCCACGCCGAUCCUUCUACUGCAUGCGGUACACUCCCAUAUAGACAAGUGUAUGCCACGACGCGUGGCUUUCAUUCCUAGGGGCGGUGUACGCUACCGGUACACGCAUGAGAUUCUUCCAGGCAUUCAAGUCUUCCAGAACCAACCUGUUGAGCGCACCCGUCGCAUCUCCAUCAUGAUGCGUGACGUAAAUGUCGACACCCCAAUGUCGCCUUGAUUGAAUUGGAUGUAAAUGAAUCAUUUUUCAUGUAUUAA